UUUAUUAAGCAACUGAAUGGAAGCCUAGAGACGGAAACCUGUCAGUCUGGCAGCAUUACUUUAUCAGUGUAGGACUGUGGAAGUUACCCGAGUGAGUGAAAUGAAUUACCCAGUUUUGAAUGCAAGGAUGUAACGGUUGAGAAUGCAAUAUUAUUGGCAUGGUACUGUGAGUCACAUCCUAUGGAGGUCAAAAGACAUUGGAUCACUACCAUGGGUUUAGGUGUACCUGGUGAGUAGGGGUGUAAAGAUACAAUUGCAUCUUAAUGCAAUAGAUUUUUGUUACAGCAAAAAUAAAUAUUGCCUAAAUAUGUGUCUUAGGUAUUUAUUUUCAGUUUAUUAAAGCAAUUACCUGUAUUGUGUAAAUCAUUCAGACUCUUAGCAACAUAUAAUUAAACAAAAUUUGUGGACUAAAUUUUAACAAAAUUAAAAUGGCUUAUUAAACUCUCUGGCCAGGCUUUCAUUGAGGUGACUCCUUUCAAUGUCUGAAGCAUGGGGUGCGUUAUUUCACAUUCUGCUGUUAGGUAGUUGUGUUGUGUUGUGAGUCAUAUGCAGCUCUCUGUAUCUCAAGCAGGUUUUUGAAUCCUUGUUGUACACUAUGCCGAGUAGUCUCAUAUCUGCAACUAUGAACGUUCCAAUCACCGGCUGAUAUUAUUUAACCCAGAUUGAAUCUGCAUGUUAAGGCUGUCUAAAUACAGCAGAGAGAGAUGUGUGUGUGAGUGUGUUUCUUUGUGCUUUCACAAAAGUUAGGUCACUGGCCAUCAUUGUCUUAACUUACUGGGAAGUAAAAUUCUCCCAUACAACAGUACUUAAUAAUUGGCUGCCAUUUCUGUUUUUCUUGACCUAAUUGAGAGCCUAAUAUUGGUCAAAACAGUACGAUGUGUCAUAUCAUUACAGCCAUACCAGUGCGUUACCCACCUUUAUUCUUGAAGGUUUUGUUCCCUUUAUGUGCUUGAUCUAAGCUGGAGGACCCCCAAGAUACUCUAUGAGAGCUGUCCUUUUAAUUGGGUAUUGUUUUAAUUUGGACAAAAUUGUAUGUAGAUAUUACUAUGUAGAUAUUGCUUGCAUAGAUUUCAUGUUUAUACUGUUUUUGUGUGAGUUUGUCCUUUGUCCUGUAAGCGCAGUGUGUUCCUGUGCAGAAUUCCAGGGCUGCCAGAACAGCAAGCUGCAGGCUGAGAGGAUCUCUGACCUGCAGGAGAAGAAGCGAAGUCUGCAGACUCUUUUAAGUAGUAGACAGAAGGAACUACGACAAGUGUGUCUGCUGGAGGCAGAACUGACAGGGAAACUUCCAUAUGACUUUCCUCUGGAAGUGGGUGAACAGCCCCCAGUUGUUCAGCGCAGAGCUGGAAAGGCAUUAAAUGCAAUGUCAGAGGUAGAGGAUAACCUGGGCCAGCAACGACAGGAGAAGACUGGGUUCAGUGGCACCCUCCUUCAAAGCAUCGAGUCAGACAAAAACACUUUACAGAACAAGAGGACUGUUCACCGUGGAUGUCACACAGAGGAAACAGUUAAAUCAGAGAGCAGUUCCAUGUCGGACUCGACUCACUCACAAGAUAACGAGGACUUGUCUUCCAGUGUGGUUUCUGAGCAUCGCUCACUUUCUCACCCUCGCCUGGCCUCAGGCAGUCCUGACAGCCGCCUGUGUAAGAAUCUGUCUCCAGUGGAGAUUUACUACGAGAUGAGGACAUGCCAUAACUCUGCCUCUAGCUCUGUCAGCCCAAGUCAUUCCCUGCCAAGAAGUGCAUCCAAUGUGGAUGGCAUGAGUGUUCCAGCUACACCUAUACUAUCUCAAAAUAUGCCAGUCUGCGUUCAUGUGAGGUCUGAUAUGUCUAGUGAUGUAGCACUAAAGCAGUGGAAUGGAAGUCCGGACAUUGCUCAGUUUGUUCCACUGGCAUCUCUGGAGAGUUCUUCCUCAGAGCGUAUGAGUUACAUAUUCAACUCUCUUGCACGCCGUAGCAACAGCUCUGAGGCAUUGCUUGACCGUUCCAACCAUCCUCAGCUAGUGGCUCCCCUAAAUGGCAUGCCCCCAAGAACUGGACCCUAUAAGAGCUCAGAGUGCUUGACUGAUGGCAAGCUGAGGCAUAUGUAUCAUGGGAGCCCAGAGAGGCAGCUGGGUGGAUCUAAAGAACAAGGCCACAUGCAUUCAUCAGUUAACAAAGGAUGCGGGGCAGGCUAUGAUGAGACACUGAUGGACUGUAUGAGCAAGCCACAGAAGAGACCAGUUCAGUCCCAGAAACACUUUUCAGUAGAGCACAUAUGGCCUGACCUUUCUGCUCUUCCCAAAUCUGGGACCUCAGCUCAUUGCGAUGUUUUUCCUCAUUCCCAGAUGCACCUAGCCUCUGCCACACCCUCAUACAGUCCCAUAUUUGUGCAGAGUUACCAGCCUAAACCACGUCGAGUCAAAGUCACACGGACUAAGUCCUGUGGGCCCUUUACCCCUCUCCAGCAGCACAGCCUGGAUCAUUUACUGGUAUAUGCUUACGAGCCUACCAACCUUUUAUCUGGCUCCAAUGCUUCAUCCUUUCCCAACCUACUACCCAACCAAACAGAGAUGCCCAAUUCCACUGUCACUUUCAGUAGCAAACCUGGACCCUUCUCCCUGCCUGCCCUGGAUGACUCUACCCGCAGCCUACACAAGGCUCUGGCAUUGGAGGGGCUUCGGGACUGGUAUCUGAGGAAUGCACUGGGAUACCCCACUGCAACCAGGGGGCAAGACGGACUUCGCCUGCGCCCCCCGCCCCACCUGGUGCGCCUUCCAUGGUCUGUCCCGCUGGGCCCACUCUACUCACAGAUCCCCCAGUCGACCUCCUUUCAUGACCACCCACUGCAUGGCAGGUCUGUGGAGCUCUCUCUCUACCCAAAGCAAUUUACCUCCAAGGAAACCACUCAGAAGGAGUCUAGCUCAGAUCCCCCUGCCCCUGGAACUCUGGUAUAACUGCCAGAUCACGUUACAUUUAAAAACCUACAUUAUGCUAUCUAAAACCAUAAAUUUGUAUGGCAAUUUUCAGAAACCAAGCUCAAGUCAUACAGUUAGGACGAAGGAUUUUAUAAAGAGAGAUAAUGCCCUAUGCCCUACUACAUAUGUGUACUACUGAAGUGCAGUACAAUUAUAUUACAGUUACAUUUAUAUAUGAUUUGGGAAGCUGUGAUAAGCUUAUCUUUCAAUGACCUUCAGAUAUAUUUUCAUGGUUAUAUAGAUGUAGAUGUAUGCAUUCAAAAUUGCUAUUUUGAAACUAAUAUGGUUACAGAAUUAUGAACAUGAGUUCAAUAAAUAAUGAACUCAUGUAUUUUAAUGUAUUAUAAAACUGUGAAUGUGUAGAAUACAUUUUGGUUUAAUAUCUUUAUGUACCAGUCAACAGAGAGAACCUCAAAACUGAGGAAAAUGGUCAUUGGGUAAAAUGCUUUUAUGAAAACCUAGGCCUGCAAGCAGGCUAAAAAAUUACUACCAUGUUUUCCAGAUAAUAAUGUACAUUGUUUUGCCUUGCAUCAUGUGCUGCAACAUUUAAUGUGAUUUUGUCUAAUUUGGUAUUAGCAUAAUUUUAAUAUGCCUACUUGUAAUAUUUGUUAGCAUUUUAAUGGUGGGCUGCUUAUUUGUUAGGGUUGAUAUUGGUAUGCAAGCCAAAAUCUUCAAUAAUUGUGUUUGCAAACAAAACACAGUUACGAAAGCAAGUAGAACCUGUAGCCAUAUUGAAACCUCCUGUCUUAUUAUGACUGAGAGACAUGUAGCUUUGAGAAGCACUGACUAUACUGAGCACCUACUCUAGAAAUCUUUACUAUAGAAUUCAUUGUAAACCUUAAGUAUUCCAAAAAAUAAUGUCAUAGAGACACACUAUAUGGUCAAAGGUUUGUGGAAACCUGGUCAUCACACCUUCAGCAAACUGUUGCGACAAAGUUGAAAACACACAGUUGUAUUGGAUGUAUUUGCAUUCUGUAGCUCUACAAUUUCUCUUCACUGGAACUAAGGGGCCUAUCCCAAACCUGUUCCAGCGUUACAAUCCCCCUGUGCACAUAACAAGGUGCAUGAAGACAUGGUUUGCCAAGGUUGGAGAGGAAGAAUUCAAGUGGCCUACACAGAGCAUUGGUAGUGGCCUACCUCAACCCCACUGAACACCUUUGGGAUAGGUUGGAACACUGACUUGCAUGACAUCAGUGUCUGACCUCAUUAAUGCUCUUCUGGACGAAUGAGCAGAAAUCCCUACAGCCAUGCUAAAAAAAUCUAGUGGAAAGCCUUCCCAGAAGAGUAGAGAUCAUUGUAACAGCAAGUGGGGACUAAAUCUGGAAUGGGAUGUUAAAAAAUUCAAUUUCAAUUAAAUUUUAUUUGUAUAGCUCUUUUAACAAUGGACAUUGUCAUCACAAAGCAGCUUUACAGAAAUGAAUAUAUUCAGGAUAUAAAUUGUAAAUGUAUGAGUUUAUCCCUAAUGAGCAAUCCAGAGGCGACAGUGGCAAGGAAAAAACUACCUGAGACAAUAUGAGGAAGAAAACUUGAGAGGACAGAGACUCAAAAGGGAACCCAUCCUCAUCUGGGUGACAGUGAAAAGAACAUGUGAUGUGCACAUGAGUGUCAUGGUCAGGUGUCCACAAACCUUUAGCCAUAUAGUGUAUCUGGCAUCAUUGAAACACUGGAUUCAUAAGGCCAGUAGUGGAAAAUAACAAUGUAAAAGCAUUACAAGACAAUUAUGAGGUUUUAGCAUUUUUUUUCCUAAGCAGACAAAAUUUAGUAGGUAUGUCUUGUAGUUUAUGGUGUGUUAUUGUUCAGAAAAUACUGUAUUUUUUUUUAUUUUAUUUCCUAUCUUAUUCUACUGUGGUGAUGUUUUUUAUACUACAUAAUGUAUAGUUUAAUAAAGAAAGAGCAACAUCAUCUGAUAAUGGUCAUUUUUGGGAUUAAUGUUAUGUCUUGGAAACCAGCAAUUAAUACAAGAAUGUUCUUGUAAAUGUAAACUUCCAGUCAUAUUUCGAGCUGAGUUAUGUGCACGUAGUGAGUUAAUACUAAAUUUGAGCAUGUCUGUAUUCAGACCUCAGACAGAACCAGGGACCUGCAUGUUGCUUGGACAGUUGUGCCAGAGAUGUGAGUGCAGAUAUUUGCAAUUCUGAGGUUGAACCUAUGUCAAUAUUUCUUGUGUUAAUAAAUAUUGAUUCCAGCC
Pangasianodon hypophthalmus (striped catfish) is the source of this 5138-nucleotide messenger RNA. It is a transcript of the gene ccdc120b, whose product is annotated as coiled-coil domain containing 120b. The record is from RefSeq and is a predicted model, not a curated record. The transcript has 9 exons. Bases 983 to 2932 code for a protein of 649 amino acids. NCBI's taxonomy places the organism in Eukaryota, Metazoa, Chordata, Actinopteri, Siluriformes, Pangasiidae.